AUGAAACAAAAAACAUUAUACAAAGGUGCACUUCUUUUGCUUGCGGGGAUUGUGGCCCGUGCUUCAGUGAAUGUCCAGGAAGACGGAUCUUUGCUCAUGAAAGGUUCAAGCCAGAUGCUUAACAAAAAAAUGGGAUCCAUAAUAUUUGCGCUAAACAACAUGUCCCUCGAUCUGAAGACCUUGUCUAUACAACUCAAAAAUUGCUCCAAGCAGCUAAGCUCUUUGGAGUGGAAAGAUAAAAAUAUUAGAAAAUACUCGGCGAAUAGCACUCCGCAGCUAGAGGCAAUUAGAAAUGAUCUGCAGCAGCAUCUUGCAUUAAAAAUCCAAGAAAUUGCAGAGAAUACUCUUGAAGAGCUAGAUACCGAUUCCCAUUUCAAAAAUAUGGCCAGGGCUCUUCUUAAAAAGUUGAGGGCAGGAAGAGAUCCAACCAUGCAGGACCUGAGAGAAAUGGUCUUUUAUAUUGUUCAGAACAUUGUAAAACCCAUAGCUUUGAGGAGCAUAGUCUUAGUCAACCCAGGCGCAUUGGAAGUUCUGAAUGCCAUUAUUGCGCCAAAAGAUGAGGAGCGCACCGUGCAGCUGUUUGCCAGCAGCGUCUCUUCUGUGAUGAAUCUUUCCACCAUCAUCUAUAGGAUCCUUCAGCUUCAUGAAAACCAGAUUGACUGGCAAAGCCAGGGAGAGUCAUUUGUUUUCUAUCUGCUCCCUAAGGAUUUUGCAUCCAUUAAGUUUGCAUCCAGAGCCUUGCACUACAUGUUCAAUCUGAUUUUCGCGCACAAAAAGGAUACCACAAUCACUAAGGACAUCAAGGCCACGCUGGAAAAUACAGAGACGCUCCUGAAAAGCAUAGAUCUGAGAUACAUGCUGGCAGAAGCCGCCUCGAGUACCUCGACUUCUGGGAUGCAGAUGCAAUAA
Molecule: messenger RNA, 909 nt
Organism: Nematocida major
Lineage: Eukaryota; Fungi; Microsporidia
Exons: 1
Coding region: 1-909 (302 amino acids)
Source: RefSeq, a predicted model, not a curated record